UUGGCAGCGGAGGUGGAAGCUCUGCUACCUGUCCAUGCCUUUUGGCGUCCCACGAUGAACCAGUAUUACGGGCACCUCCUUUCGGGGGUCCUCCUCAGCCUCCUCGUCGCAGGCUUCGCCGACGACGAAUCUAGGAUUCGGCUGCCGGCGCCCUCUAACCGCGGUAGCAUGUGUGAUGAGCUCAUCCGACCGGCCGGGUACCCAUGCAUCGAACACACAGCCCAAACUACGGAUGGGUACUUGUUGGCUCUCCAGAGGGUUUCGUCCAGACAUGGAAACAUCACCUCAAACGUCGGGCAGGCUCCUCCCGUACUGCUUCUACACGGAGUCUUUAUGAAAUAUUGGGACUGGAGUUGGCAGGAGUUGGCGAUGAAUGACCUGACGGAGAUGCUACACUUCAUACACGCCGAAACAAGCUCCAAACCUUUCAUUGUUGGUCAUUCUCAGGGGACUAUCAUGACGCUGGCUGGUCUGACUCAGCCGCAGAUCGUGCAAAUGGUGGAAGCUGCCGCCCUCCUCUGCCCAAUCUCUUAUUUGGAUCACGUUUCUGCCACUAUUCCCCGUCAAUUGGUCACUUUCCACGUCGAUAAGGGCACUUUUGCCCGUUACGACUACGGGAUAUUCAAAAACUACAAGCUGUACGGGCAGACUACCCCGCCGGUAUUCGAUCUAGGGCGCAUACCGGAUUCCUUCCCGCUGUGGAUGGGGUACGGUGGUCAGGAUGGUCUGGCCGACCCGGCCGACUUCAACCACACGCUCAGGGAGCUGCGCGACCAGGCCAUUUUGCACUACGUCGACCGCUACGGCCAUGCCGACUUCCUCUACGGCACUCGAGCCAAAGAAGAUGUCUACGACGACUUGAUUGGGUUUUUCAGGUAUGGCUACGGUUUCGGAUUUGAACUGGAUUUGAACUUGGUCAAGAUGGGGUACGGUGGUCAGGAUGGCCUGGCCGACCCGACCGACUUCAACCACACGAUCAGGGAGCUGCGCAAUCAGGCCAAGCUGCACUACGUCGACCGCUACGGCCAUGCCGACUUCCUCUACAACAUUCGAGCCAAAGAAGAUGUCUACGACGACUUGAUUGGGUUUUUCAGGUCUGUAAUGGGCCGACAAUCUGCCAUUGCUUAG
Molecule: messenger RNA, 1128 nt
Organism: Linum tenue
Lineage: Eukaryota; Viridiplantae; Streptophyta; Magnoliopsida; Malpighiales; Linaceae
Source: the annotation of a GenBank genome assembly